CUUUUACACUUCCACCAUACAAAUAAGUUUUAGCCUUCUCGUGGAUGAUGAUGAAUCCAUGAUGAUCACAACCAAAAUUUUGAGUUUCAUUUCUUAUUAAAAACCUCUAUCUAUCUCAGUUUCUGCAUUCUCUUAGUUUCCGAUAGAUUUUCCAUUUCAUUCUUGAAGAAAAAUAUCUGAAUCUUUUGUUGUUGGUGUGAAUGAUUGUGGAAUUCUAAUCGAUUUAAGGAAGCGGCGAUUUCCGCCGGUGGAUUAUCGGCAUUUUUUUCUUGUUCGGAGAAUUAAGUUGAUUUGUUGAGGGGAAUUAGAACGACGAAGCUGAGAGAUCGAGUGGAUUAUCGAGGGAAGAAGAUGAAGUUCUGCAAAAAGUAUGAGGAGUAUUUGCGAGGUCAGGAGAAGAAACUGAAACUACCUGGAUUUCACUUCAAACGGCUUAAGAAGAUUCUGAAGAAUUGUAGCAGAGAUUUUCAAUCUCGACACCGUCAUGGCGAUGGCACUUGCUCCGCGGUCGCCAUUCACACCUGUCCGGAUCAGUGUUCAGUGUGCGAUGGGACUUUCUUUCCUUUCCUUCUCAAUGAAAUGUCUGCAAUAGUAGGAGGUUUUAAUCAGCGAGCACAAAAGUUGCUUGAACUGCACCUUGCUUCUGGCUUUAGAAAGUAUCUCUUAUGGUUCAAAGGCAAACUGGAAAGCGAUCAUGCUGUCUUAGUUCAAGAAGGGAAAGAACUGGUUAAUUAUGCAUUGAUGAACGCCAUUGCAGUUAGGAAGAUCUUGAAGAAAUAUGAUAAGAUUCAUUACUCCAAGCAAGGGCAAACCUUCAAGUCACAAGCUCAGAGUAAGCACAUCGAGAUCCUUCAGUCACCAUGGCUAUCAGAGCUUAUAGCAUUCCACAUUAACCUGAAGGAGACAAAGCAUAAAUCUAAGAGGAUCUCUUCAGCAUUUGAGGAAUGUUCCCUUGCAAUUACCGACGGAAAACCAUCACUUACUUGCGAGCUCUUCGAUUCAGUCAAACUUGACAUCGACUUGACAUGUUCCAUAUGUUUGGAAAUAGUAUUUGAUCCCGUUUCACUCACUUGCGGCCAUAUAUUUUGCUACAUGUGCGCUUGUUCGGCAGCUUCAGUAACCAUAGUUGAUGGGCUAAAGUCUGCUAAUGCAAAAGCGAAGUGCCCACUCUGCCGUGAGGCAAGAGUUUAUGAAGGUGCUGUACACUUGGAAGAGCUUAAUAUUCUAUUAAGUCAAAGCUGCCCCGAAUACUGGGAAAAACGUCUCGAAACAGAAAGAGCAGAGAGGGUCCAGCAAGCAAAGGAUCACUGGGAAUCCAUGUCUCGAGCAUUCAUGGGAGUGUAGAUCUUUAAUAUCAACUCUUGUGAAUUGCGUUUUCUUGAUGAAAACUGUAAAUUUUAUUUAUUUAUUUCUAGAACUUUUACAGCUGCUGAUGCCAAGGUUCCUGCAGGCUGAACCCUUUUGCAGAAUUUAAGUACGGUUAGAACUCUUCUUCUUUAGUCGUUUGGUCGAUAGUAUAGGUAAGCUUAGUUUAUACCGUUUGUUGUAAAAUCCAACCCACUAGGUUUCAUUACACAGUUUCUUUUAUGCUGUAAACUUGGAUAUUUAUUAUUCUUCUCUCAUAAUCUUUCAUUUGGGUGUAAUUUCUAUGCUUUAUAAGAUAACUAAAUAUUAUGAAAUUGUUUGAUAAA
Messenger RNA from Cucumis sativus (cucumber), 1691 nucleotides. RefSeq names its product probable E3 ubiquitin-protein ligase BAH1-like 1. The transcript has 6 exons. NCBI's taxonomy places the organism in Eukaryota, Viridiplantae, Streptophyta, Magnoliopsida, Cucurbitales, Cucurbitaceae. Gene Ontology annotation, molecular function: metal ion binding. The record is from RefSeq and is a predicted model, not a curated record. Bases 352 to 1344 code for a protein of 330 amino acids.